Striga hermonthica is the source of this 880-nucleotide messenger RNA. The record is from the annotation of a GenBank genome assembly. NCBI's taxonomy places the organism in Eukaryota, Viridiplantae, Streptophyta, Magnoliopsida, Lamiales, Orobanchaceae.
AUAUCAGAGUAAUACAGGACCGGAACAUUGGUCUGCGGUAGAGCAUGUACUCAAGUACCUACGUAGGACUAAGGAGUACAUGUUGAUUUACCAGGCAGAUGAAUUGCUUCCUUUGGGUUACACCGAUUCUGACUUUCAGGCAGUCCGAGACGAAAGCAAGUCAACCUCAGGGUUUGUGUUUACUUUAGGAGGAAGAGCCAUAGUACGGAGGAGUGUCAAGCAGAAAUGCGUGGCAGACUCAACCAUGGAGGCUGAGUAUGUAGCAUCCUCAGAGGCAGCGAAAGAAGCAGUCUGGCUCAAGAAUUUUCACCUCGACCUUGAUGUGGUGCCGAGUUUGCCCGUUGCGAUUACAUUGUUCUUUGAUAACAGCGGAGCAGUAGCAAAUUCGAAGGAGCCACGGACUAAUAAAGCGAGUAAACACAUAGAGUGCAAGCACCGCCUGAUACGAGAAAUUUUUAGACUAGGAGAAGUUGUUGUUGCCAAGAUACAGUCAGAGGACAACCUAGCAUAUCCUUUUACGAAGAGCCUACCGGCGAAAGUCUUUACAAGACACGUAGAAGAAAUGGGAUGUGUAGAUACGGGAGCCACUGAUCAUGUCUGCAAUUCAAUGCAGAGGUUCCAGGAAAUCGAGCGACUUAGGGAAGGAGAAGUUACCAUCUACUUUGGUGAUGCUAGUAGAGCGUCAACAGUUGCAGUGGGAGACGUCUAUUUAGAUUUUGGCUUAGAUAGGUUUCUAGUUUUGAAAGAUUGUCUUUAUGCUCCUAGUUUUAGAAAGAACUUAAUUUCAGUUUCUAAGUUGUUUAUGAACAGUUUUUCUGCUACUUUCGAUAAUAAAGUUGUUAUUUGUUUUGGCAAAAAGUUCAUAUGUUCUGGUUCAUUA